Messenger RNA from Octopus bimaculoides (California two-spot octopus), 1944 nucleotides. RefSeq lists its product as uncharacterized. The record is from RefSeq and is a predicted model, not a curated record. Lineage: Eukaryota; Metazoa; Mollusca; Cephalopoda; Octopoda; Octopodidae. Gene Ontology annotation, biological process: cilium organization.
GUGUAAGACAUAACCAAGCGAUAUCCAUAGUUUAAUGGCGGAUAGUGAGACUGAAGUGACAUCAACAUCGACAAUCAUGAAGAACGAUCCUUGGACUCCCCUGCCGUCGAUGUCAGCUAAUUUACCACCGGCUCCUAAAGACCCUCUUUAUGAUAUGAUCAGCUCUGAAGAAUAUCUGGAGUCAUUAAAUCGACGAUUACAACAGAUCAAGUUAGAAGGCCAAAGAGAGCCAACAUCAAAAGACAUCAUCAAGGAAUUGGCACUGAAGAAAGCAGAUAUUAUGAAAAAUUUUCUCGAAGAAGGUGGCUCCUUAGAAUUUGAUGAUGCUAAUGCUUUAGAUGAUGAUAAUUUUCAAUCCUAUUUCCAAAGAAAAUUCUGCCCCGAACGACAAGCUCUCUCCACUGAAGAACUAAUUACCUUAUUACAAGCUGACGAACUAACGAAUCAAGUAGAAAAUAACAGUAAUGAAGAGUCUGUUGAUAUUGAAAACAGAGAAAUCUAGAUCGAAAUGACUUUUUUUUUUAUUAAUAUGUAAAUAUGUACUCAUUAAAAUUGCACCAUUUUGAUAAACUGUUUGAAGGAUUUUAGAAACUUUUCUAAAAUUGAAUUUGUUUUGUUAAGAAAGAAAAGAGACAUUGAAAUCAGUUUAACAGAAACUGUUUUUUAUAAUUGAAAUGAUUUUUUUUUUUCAUCUGGGAAAAGUCAAAAGUAUUUCUAUAAAUUGUCCAGAUAGAUAUCAUUAUUCCAUGCAGGUUAUACUAAAAUAUUUACUAUAUUUACUUGUGUAUAAAUUACACCACUCUCUCUUCUCUUAGGUAUCUUGAUUCCUCAGGGAACAUAGGGCCACAACAAUGUUUUUCCAAAAGAAGCGGUUCUGAGGGAUCCUCUUCAGCUCGGCCUACAUCAUUCUGGUUGCCCUCACCUCUGUGUCGAGACUCCUGUGCCAAGGCUGUUCCUAGUUUCAGUCUUGGUUGUCAGAAGAGUUAUCGGUGCGCUGGCUUCCCAAAGGCUUUCACCAGCUUGUGUCAUGCGCUCUACGGGAGAGGACUCUUCCUUGACCAUGUCGUUUGGGAGUGCUGUUGUGGUUUCUGUAACAGGUAUGUUUUUUUCUUACUAAACUGGGUUGUUAGUCCAAUGCUAAACCCCCAACCUGGAGGGUCAGUUGAAUGCUCUUCAUCUGGUUACCCUUCGACCUGUCUGGCUUGGGUGACCCUACCAGGAGACAAAUCUCCAACCAGCAUACCUCACAUGGUCAUGGAGACACACAAGCCCUGCAACCAACGACAAGAUGGUAUUCAUCUGCAAGGAGUUUAGUGUUAAAUCUCGGUACAAAUUUUUUCCUUCAUAGUUUAAGCUUUGCCCCGUGUAUAAGUUGCAGCCCAGCUUAUUCAGUUAAAAUUAAGAAUAAAAUGGUGUGGUUCAUACACACAGAAAGAGCUGACACUCCACCGGUUACGAUGACAAGAGUUCCAGUUGAUCUGAUCAACAGAACAGCCUGCUAGUGAAAUUAACAUGUACGUGGCUGAGUACUCCACAAACAUGCAUACCCUUAACAUAGCUCGGGGAGAUUCAGCAUGACACAGAAUGUGACAAGGCUGGCCCCUUGUGAAUUACAGGUACAACUCAUUUUUGCCAGCUGAGUGGAGUUGGGCAAUGUGGAAUAUAGUGUCUUGCUCAAGGGUACAUCUCUGCCAGGCAUUGAACCCACAACCAUACAAUCAUGAGCCAAAUACCCUAACCACUAAACCAUGCGCCUUCACUUAUACAAAAGUAAAUAUGAUAUGUAAUCAAUUUUAUUUCAUGUUUUGUCACUUGUUGUUUGUAAGUUAAAUAUUACUGUUAACCAUUUAUAAAUGAUCUGUGAUGGUAUUAUUAUGUAUAAAAAGUUGUUAUUUAUUCAACAAUAAUCUAACUCUAAAUAAAAUUUAUUUGUUGAAGAAUGUA